CGGUUCCUUCUUCGAAGUAAUCCGUUUUUUACUCAUGCAGCCCUCUGUGUAUGGAUGUACAGUGACUGUCUUAAUUCUUUGACUUGGACGUCAAGUUUCAUCAGACAACGGGGAGUAAACCACAACCUCUGACAUUUUCGAUGCAAUCGGUUGUAGUCAACCAAAAUUGCAACCAGCCUCACGCCCUAAUGGUAUCGACUGCCAUGGAGAAUAGAAAAGAGACAGAAGAUCUAAAGCUGAGUGCGAAAAAACAGCCAACCGAUUUGAAGGCUCUGGAUGAACUUGUCUUUCAAGAAGUUACCGCAGACACGAUUUCGUCCGUUUCCAUUCUAGGUAAACGCAUAGUUCGUCAAUACGCGAGUGAAUUUGUUUUGCCCGAUGAUACCCGCGUCGCAGUCAGCAGAUUUGAGGCAACUAAACCAUCAGAGGAUCAUGAAGAAGUAACACUGAGUCUUUCUAUAGCCCUUCGCUUGAACGAACAACAAUUGGCCAAAGCAACGGCGAUUGCAGAUCGACAGGAUGACCAGGGAACGGAUUCCGGGGCGGUGACUAGCAUGUCGGGAACAAGCUCUGACGAAAUGUUCACUGACACCUCUCUAGGAAUGGACAGGGAGCAUUACUAUGGAACGAAGUAUGAUUGGGAGAAUCCUGAGCACAUGGAUUUCGAUGAAGCUGGAAUCGGACGAGAGGACAUUCGCACAUGGAUUAAGCAUUGCCGGACACCACGAGGUUUGCGGAUAGUGGAUUAUAUAGAUGACGAUCCGUGGGCAGCCACUAUUCUGUUGACCAACUUUAGUGCCAACGCAGACCUACUCCGCCAACUGGAAACUGGCUGUCGUACUGAACCGGAGGCCUACCGAAUGGAACGACUUCAACGAAGGCGUAACUGGGAGACUAUUAUUGAUGUGCGCCGAGAACCCACAGUUCGAUCAAUUGGUUUGAGUCGAACACACAGUGAAACGGAUUCGAUUUCAACAGCGUGUACAAACGUGGAUGAGGAUCAGUAAUACCCCCCUAGAAACCUUCCAAAACUUUUUAUUUGUUCAAAACAUUAUCGGGCAUUUCAUUACAUCACAUCCCGGACAUCAUCUUGAGAUAAAAACGGGUAGAAAAAGAACCUGGUUGACGAAGAAAGAAAAGUACGGCAUCUUUUUGCAGCUCUGUGCAAGGUUGUUUCUUAUUUGUGUUAGAUCAAUACACCCUAGCGCUGGCAUCAUGUGCGCAACCUAUUUUCACGGUAUGUUUUCAGCUAGAACACGGUGAUCGAUAAAUGGCAUUGAUCCGUCAAACAAUUGUGAAGAUUGCUACCGUACACCGUUUCGGUGAUGACACAUGCUCAUCUCUUCAUUACUGUAAAUACUCUGCUAUACCUCA
This is a messenger RNA of Opisthorchis viverrini, 1374 nucleotides long. RefSeq lists its product as hypothetical. The transcript has 2 exons. The record is from RefSeq and is a predicted model, not a curated record. NCBI's taxonomy places the organism in Eukaryota, Metazoa, Platyhelminthes, Trematoda, Opisthorchiida, Opisthorchiidae. The coding region runs from base 141 to 1007 and encodes 288 amino acids.